UUUAUUUGCGCAUGCGUAGUGUGUAUUUUUCGCACACGAGGGCUCGCCAUCUUUAGCUCCUCUCGUGAGGAAGUGAAAAACCGAAAUGCCGACCUACUUUCAGAGGCCGGAGAAUGCUCUGAAAAGGGCAAACGAGUUCAUUGAAGUUGGGAAAAAAGAGCCUGCUCUAGAUGCUCUUUAUGAUGUCAUCAAGAGCAAAAAACACAGGACAUGGCAGAACAAAAUCCACGAACCCAUUUUGUUCAAAUACUUAGAGUUGUGUGUGGAUCUUCGCCGCAGCCAUGUUGCCAAGGAAGGGCUGUACCAAUACAAGUUGAUUUGCCAACAAGUCAAUAUUGCCUCACUGGAGGACGUUAUCAGGUACUUCCUAAAGUUGGCUGAGUCCAGGGCAGUAGAAGCCCAAGAGGACUCUAGGAAAGAGGCUAGCGCCGAACUUGAUGAGGAUGUUGAUAUUGAAGAUCUUGACCAGAUUCAGACACCAGAGAGCCUUCUGCUGAGCUUUGUGAGUGGGGAAGACACACAGGACAGGACAGACCGGGUCAAGCUCACCCCCUGGGUCAAGUUUCUAUGGGAGGCAUAUAGAAAUGUACUGGAGUUGCUGAGAAACAAUGUUAGGGUUGAGAAACUCUAUCACGAAACAGCCCAGCAAGCUUUUAAGUUUUGCCUGAAGUAUACCAGAAGAACAGAGUUCAGGAAACUAUGUGACAAUUUGAGAAAUCACCUCAAUGUUACCCUGAAGCACCAGGGCCAGCCGAACUCAGUCAACUUGAACAACCCAGACAGCAUUCAGAUGCAUCUGGAGACCAGACUGGCCCAGCUAGACAGUGCAAUUAGCAUGGAGUUAUGGCAGGAAGCAUUCAAGGCAGUUGAAGAUGUGUAUGGGCUGAUGCAGCUGUCUAAACGCCCUCCAAAGCCCCAAGUGAUGGCAAACUAUUACCAGAAGGUCGCUCUGGUCUUCUUGAAGGCCGGUAAUUUCCUGUACCAUGCCUGCACACAGCAGAGGUUGUACCUUCUGAUGAGGGAACAGAAGAAAAGCAUCACUUCGGAGGAGCUGCAAAAAAUGGCAUCACAUGUGCUUCUUGCCACUUUAUCGGUGCCAAUCCAGGUCUCUCUCAGUAACACUGAGAAGUACUUGGAACUGGAUGAAGUGGCUCGGGAGAAGUCCAAGCGUCUAGCCAACCUGUUGAAUCUGCAGAACACCCCAACAAGAGAGUCACUCCUACAAGAUAUGCUGAAAGCAAAUGUUCUUCAGUACGUGAACACCAAAGUUCACUGUCUGUACCAGCUGCUUGAGAAAGAUUUCCGCCCUCUUGAUCUUUGCGCCAAGGUCAAUGAGGUAUGCCAGUACCUUGAAUCGUGUGAUGACGCUGAUCUUUGCCAGUAUAUCAAGCCUAUCCAAAAUAUAGCUGUCACCAGGCUGCUGAAACAGGUCUCUCAGGUCUUCCAGACCAUUGAAUUUAGCAGGCUAAUGGCUCUGGUACCAUUCAUGACAGAGUUCCAGUUGGAGAGAAUGAUUGUUGAUAUUGCCAAAGAGAAAAAUCUCCAGGUUCGUCUAGACCAUCGCACCAAGUCCAUCAGCUUUGGCUUGGAUCUGCAUGUAGCGCAUAGAGAGGAAGUGCCGGAGGGACCAUACUUGCAGGCAAUGCCAUCAGAAGGCCUCCGAAAUCAGCUGACAUUAAUGUCUGUUGCCCUCCAAAGAUCCAUAUUUACCAUUCAGCAUGAUCACAUUAAGGCCAAGAAGCGAGAGGAGCAAGAGCAGAUGGCACAGAACUAUCUGCGCACAGCACGCAAAGAGCACAAGCUUAUGCUUGAGAGGAAGACAGUUAUAGAGGCUCGAAAGGAAUACUUGGAGUCGGUUAUGCAGGAAAGGGAAAGACGAGAAUAUGAGAAGAUCAAGAAACAAAAGGUAGAGAACCAGGAAGCAGAGCAAAAACGCCUUGAUGAGGAGCGCAGACAACGCGAGAUCCAGCGUAGACGUCAGGAGCUUCAGGAUAUUGAGAAGAGGCAGGCCAUGGACAAGAUUGCUGCCCUGAAAAAGACAACUGUUGGGGCCAAGGCAUUGAAAGAUCUUUCUCCUGAAGAAAUUGAUAAUAUGAAUGCUGAUGAUAUUAUUGCCAAACAAGUUGAGCAGCUGGACAAGGAGAAAAGAGAACUCCAGACCAAGCUUAAGACACAGGAGAAGAAGGUUGAUUACUUUGCACGAGCCAUGCGCAUGGAGGAGAUCCCUCUGCUUAACAAACAGUAUGAAGAACAUCUUGUCGCAGACAGGGAAUUCUGGGAGAACCAGGAGGAGGAAAGGGUGAGAAAGGCUAUAGAGGAGCAUGAGAAGUUGGUUGAGACCAGUGCAAGACUGCAGCGCAUGAUCCCUGACAAAGAUGCCUUCAUCAACACGCUCAGGGAAAGCCGCACUGAGGAAUAUCAGGCCAAGUUUCAGGCAUUCCAGGCCAAGCUUGAGCAGGUGAGGAAAGAGAGACUGGAGGUCAGAAGGAAGCGGCGAAUCAAGGACAGAAAGGAGAGGAAGAAGAUCGAGAUGGAGGAAGCCAAAAAACGGGAGCAGGAGGAGAAGGAGCGUAAGGAAAAAGAAGAGAAAGAGCGAAUCGAGCGCGAAGAGCGCGAAGCAAAGGAGCGUGAAUAUGCAGAGAGAAUCGCAAAACAGAAUGAAAUUGACCGUAAAAGGCGCGAGAAGGAGCUGGAGAUUGAGCGCCGUCUGGAGGAACGUGCAGGUGUUGGCCGUGAUGCCAGGGAGCCAGAGAUGGACCGGGGUAGAGGCCGCCAGGAACGAGGAUGGGGCGACCAUGAGGAUGGAGGUGACCGGUGGCGGGAUGAGAGGGGAGGGGACCGUGGCCCCGAUCGGGGUGGUGAUAAACCUGGGGCGUGGAGACCGAAAUGGCAGCGUGAGGAACCUGAUCGAGGAGGCGAUAGAUGGCGGGGCGGAGACCGACGAGAUGAUGGCCCACGGCGUGACGCUCCCCGUGAGGAAUGGAGACGGCCAGGAGAUCGCGACGGACCACGUGACGGACCACGUGAUGGACCACGUGACUUUGGAAGAAGGGACAUGGGCAGAGACGAUGACCGUGGUGCCUGGCGAGGUGGAGGGGGUGACCGCGGUGGUUUUGACCGCGAUCGAGACCGUGGUGGUUUUGACCGCGACAGAGACCGCGGUGGUUUUGACCGUGACAGAGACCGCGGAGGGUUCGACCGCGAUCGUGGUGGCUAUGAUCGUGAUAGAGACCGCGGUGGGUUUGAUCGUGACCGAGACCGCGGUGGUUUCGAGCGUGGCGGAGGAUGGCGCGAUCAGGAACGUGGAGGAUUUGACCGCGAGCGUGACCGACAUGAUCGUGAUGGUGGUGGAGGUGCAUGGCGUGCGGGUGACCGCGGCGGUGAUCGCGACCCUCGUGGUGACCGCGGCGGAUUUGGUCGUGAUCGUGGUGGUUACGGUGAUCGCAGUGAGCGCGGUUUUGGCGAUGGUGGGGACGGUGGCAGCGCUUGGCGCGGUAGGGAACCUGACCGUGAACCUGCCCGUGGCGGUGACGAGCGUGACGGUGGUGCGUGGAGAGGGCGUGACAGAGAAGAACCACGUGGCGGCGAUGCAUGGCGUGACAAGCCCGAAGAAUCAGGUCGACAGGCUAGACCUGAAGGGAAGUCUUGGUCUGCAUCUAGGCGUGGUCGAGAUCGCCCCCCAACCCAAGAAUCUUCGGAUCCUGAAGGCUGGAAGACAGUGCAGUACAAGUAAAUAAAAAGAAGAAUGAUGGCCACUUAAUCAGUCUAGUAGGCGACUACUAUUCUAUUAUUAUUGGAUAACUGCAAGUUUAUCGUGAGCUAAACUUGUAUGACAUGCUUGAAACAGAAAUACCGUUAGCAAAUAAACGAUGACUACAUAUAGUGAAGAAAUAAAUCCCAGGUAUCGGUAGACUUUCGCAAAGUUACUCUCUUUUUCUAAACUGAGCCUCAGCUUGGGAAAAUAAAGGCGUGAGCACAGUUCACGGAGUUCAUGGUCUCGGAGAGUGUGAGAGCGACUUGGAGCAAGUCCAGUGUGACCACUAUCAAAGUAUAGAAUAUAGGAAUUGAAGUGAUACAAUGAUUCUAUGGUUUUGUCAUCAUGCCUUGUAACGCCAUCCUAGUCAAUUACGAGAGUGUUAUGCGAA
Messenger RNA from Nematostella vectensis (starlet sea anemone), 4145 nucleotides. RefSeq names its product eukaryotic translation initiation factor 3 subunit A. Bases 86 to 3733 code for a protein of 1215 amino acids. Gene Ontology annotation, biological process: translation reinitiation; formation of cytoplasmic translation initiation complex. The transcript is spliced from 22 exons. The record is from RefSeq and is a predicted model, not a curated record. Gene Ontology annotation, cellular component: multi-eIF complex; eukaryotic translation initiation factor 3 complex, eIF3e; eukaryotic translation initiation factor 3 complex, eIF3m. Gene Ontology annotation, molecular function: translation initiation factor activity; mRNA binding. NCBI's taxonomy places the organism in Eukaryota, Metazoa, Cnidaria, Anthozoa, Actiniaria, Edwardsiidae.